Acanthochromis polyacanthus (spiny chromis) is the source of this 1203-nucleotide messenger RNA. Its product is annotated as gap junction Cx32.2 protein-like. NCBI's taxonomy places the organism in Eukaryota, Metazoa, Chordata, Actinopteri, Pomacentridae. The coding region runs from base 146 to 961 and encodes 271 amino acids. Gene Ontology annotation, biological process: cell communication. The transcript has a single exon. The record is from RefSeq and is a predicted model, not a curated record. Gene Ontology annotation, cellular component: connexin complex.
UUUGAUCAGUUUGUUUGUUUAUAGUUUAAAUCAUUUUUCAGUAGAUCUUUCUUUGAUUUUUGGGGAAUAUUUCUGAUUUAUUUGUACCCUUCCCUCCAGUGUGUGAUAAACCCCAGACAGCAGAAGCUCAGCUCUGUCUCCAGACAUGGGCGACUGGUCCUACCUGUCGGCUCUUCUGGAUAAGGUCCAGUCCCACUCCACGGUGGUGGGGAAGAUCUGGAUGAGCGUCCUGUUCCUCUUCAGGAUCUUCGUCCUCGGAGCGGCUGCAGACAACGUGUGGGGAGACGAAGCGUCCGAGUUCUCCUGCGACAGUCACGAGCCGGGAUGCGAGCAUGCGUGCUACAACUGGAAGUUCCCCAUCUCCUAUGUCCACUACUGGGUGCUGCAGAUCACCUUCGUGUCCACGCCCACCCUGGUCUACCUGGGCCACGCCGUGCACGUGGUCCACAGAGAGAAGAGGCUGAAGAUGAGCCGCUACACCGACGACAGGGGGAAGGUGAGGAUCAAAGGCAUCCUGUUCUGCACAUACAUGACCCAGCUCGUCUUCAAGAUCCUGCUGGAGGUGGGCUUCAGCGUGGGCCAGUUCUACAUCUUCGGGUCGGUCUUUAUGGUGUCCGUCUUCCACUGCCCCCUGACUCCACCCUGUGCUUACUUCUCUGGAGCUCAGUGUCAUGUCUCCAGGCCCACAGAGAAGACCAUCUUCAUCAUCUUCAUGCUGGUGGUUUCGGGGAUCUCGGUGCUCCUCAACAUCAUCGAGAUUCUUUACCUGCUGUGCAGCCGGAGGAGGAACGCCCAGAAGAAGAAGAUGUUCGCUCAGCAGCAUCGUCUCGCUCCACACCAGCCUCCUUCCAACCAGAACUGGACCAGCAGCUAUGGAGGCUUCCAGCCGGCCGGAGGAGGACCUGGAGGCAGAGAAGAACACCAACACAGCGACUCCAUCAGCAAAGAAAAGUUCACCUGACUCACCUGAGGGGAAAAACACCUGGUACACCUGACUGAGACAAAAAACACACCUGUUCCACGUGUUCCACGUGUUCCACGUGUCUGCAUCCAUAUGUUUUCCAUGUAAAAACACACCUGAUGAAUGAAUGUGAUGCUCUGUUCUAGGUUUCUAGGUUCUGUGUUCUACUGUCUGGACUGUGCUGAAGGUUCUGAACUGAGCUGCUGAUGUUCCUCAGAUAAUAAAGAUGUUCUGAUCUAACA